UGGCAUGAGGGAACAUGGUGGUGGGAGUCCUACAUAAGCGUGGUGAAGAACAUCAAAAUUUGUCGGAAUGACGCCUUGGCAACUGUGGACACUGCGUCCUCACGAUCAGCUGGCCGACACAGAUAGAAAUGCAAGCAGCGAAGCCCUCAAGUUGCAUAAGGGUGGCCGAGUUAAACAUUUGUGCAUAGGCCAAACGAAACAGUGCCGUGGCUAUUAGCAAAUAUUUAUGUUGACAAAUGGGCGCGGUCGACACGCACAUGACCACGGUCGUGGAAAUACCCUUUAACGACACGACUGUGGUGGCAGACAGACACACACGCGCCAUGCGAGCCUAUCAGUACGUUGAUUGAUUGGCGCACCUACGGAGGAAGGAGUGUGAACAGGAGUGGCUGAGCGUGGGUGAACUAAAUAACCACUACCUGCCUGGGAAAAUAGACCGUAUCAUCUACGCGUUGCUACGCAGUACGCGGCUGGAGCUGGCGUCGAGAAGUCCUAUGCGGUAUUUACGUGCUGCAAUUGCCUCUCCUGCGUCAAGCUACGAACUUUGUGUAGAUGUUGCGUAGAUCUCGCUUGUGGGAGUUUUGAUGACGUCAUGUGCAUUGGAUUGCCGUUUUGAUAUGAUUUCUAAGUCAAUGCUCGAACAUUAGUUCUGUCUCACUAGAACGAGGAAUAAAUAACUUGCAUUCAAGUCAGUAGCAGGAAGAAUAUGUACAUAACACAUGAUUGGAUUCAAUUAUGCUCAAGAUGAGCUCAUAACUGCCAUAACGGCAUUUCCACCGUAUUGCACAUGGACCAGCUGAAUGGCUGCAAAAGUGGGACAAGUGGUGCAUCAAAGGGAAAAGAAACACCACACACCACAGCCAGAAGCAAGCCUGUUGCAUGCUGCAGUCUGGUAGAGUAACUGAGACUGCCAGAAUGGAGACUUUCUCUGGAGGUUCAGCAAGAACACCAACAUCUCAGAUUGAACUUACCCUGUCAUGCAGGAACCUGGCUGAUAUGGAUGUGUUCUCCAAGUCUGAUCCAUUCAUAGUGGUCUAUGUGGCAUCCGGCGGCAGCGACGCAUGGCAGGAGUACAAGCGCACAGAGAUCAUCUACGACAACCUCAACCCCGACUUCGCUACAAAGGUCGUCGUGACGUAUCAUUUUGAAGAGCAGCAGCGCUUGAGGUUCGAUGUGUACGACGUGGACGCGCCGUCGCCGGAACUCAGCCGCCACGACUUCCUGGGGCGGUGCCAGUGCACGCUCGGUGAGCUGGUGAGCCAGCGGUCGUCACAACUGAAGCUGCUGGGCGGGCCCGGCGGCCUCGGCACGCUGCUCGUGCACGCCGAGGAACUGAUCUCCAGCAAAGAGCACGCGCACUUGCAGUUCCACGCCAUCAAGCUGGACAAGAAGGACUGGUGGGGCAAGUCAGACCCAUAUGUCGAGUUGUUCAAGUGCACGGAAGAGGGCAAGUGGGUGCUGUCGUGGCGGACAGACGUGAAGAAGCGCACGCUCAAUCCCGAAUGGGGUACGGUGGUGGUGCCGGUCAGCUCGCUCUGCAACGGCGACCACGAGCGGAACAUCCGUGCCGUCUGCUGGGACUGGAACCGCAGUGGCACACCCAGCCUGAUCGGCGAGACGCACUUCUCACUCCGCCAGCUGCGGACGACCGGCAGCGGCUGCACGCUGGACCUGAUCCAUCCAGCGAAACAGAAGAAGAAAGGCUCCCGCUACACGCACUCGGGCCGCCUGGUGGUACGGCUGGAGAGGCUGGAGCAUGUGUACAGCUUCCUUGACUACAUCCAGGGCGGCACCGAGCUGGCCUGCACCAUUGCCAUCGACUUCACCGCAUCGAACGGCGAGCCAAAGUCGGAGGACUCGCUGCACAGCCUGACGCGGCGGAAUGCGCUCGGCGCGAUCAGAAACCCGUACGUGACGGCGCUGCGGGCCGUUGGAGAGAUUAUCCAGGACUACGACAGCGACAAGCAGUUCCCCGUGCUGGGCUUCGGCGCUCGGCUGCCGCCCGACGGCCGCGUCAGCCACGAGUUCUACGUCAACCUCAAUGCGGACAGCCCCUUCUGCCACGGGGUGCAAGGAGUUGUGGACGCCUACGAGCGGUGUCUACCCCAGGUGCAGCUGUUCGGCCCCACCAACUUCGCGCCUGUCAUCCGACACGUGGCCAACUUUGCGCGCCAAUACCGUGACGGCUCGCAGUACUUCAUCCUGCUCAUCAUCACCGACGGCGUCAUCACCGACAUGCCGCAGACCAAGCAGGCGAUCGUGGAGGCCUCAUGCCUCCCACUCUCCAUCAUCAUCGUGGGUGUGGGCUCGGCCGACUUCGCUGCUAUGGAAGAACUGGACGGCGACGUGGUGCGCCUCUCGUACAACGGCCGCGCCGCUGAGCGCGACAUCGUCCAGUUCGUGCCGCUAAACGGGCUGUUGUGUGGUGAGCAGGUCACGCUGCGCGCGCGGCUGGCGCGCGAGGUGCUGGCAGAGAUACCGGACCAGUUCCUCGGCUUCAUGCGCGCCAACAAGAUCACGCCCGGUCCGGCCCGCCAGACGGUGACCCAGCUGCCGCCUGACCCGGCGCUGUUGUAGUGGCGGCGG
Messenger RNA from Pollicipes pollicipes, 2586 nucleotides. RefSeq names its product copine-8. The record is from RefSeq and is a predicted model, not a curated record. Lineage: Eukaryota; Metazoa; Arthropoda; Thecostraca; Pollicipedomorpha; Pollicipedidae. Gene Ontology annotation, cellular component: plasma membrane. Gene Ontology annotation, biological process: cellular response to calcium ion. Bases 880 to 2577 code for a protein of 565 amino acids. Gene Ontology annotation, molecular function: calcium-dependent phospholipid binding. The transcript is spliced from 8 exons.